GCUUGACAAAAAUUGGACCAAGCUGCCCUUCUUUUUUUAUUUUUUUUUUCUACCCUUUCUACUUCAUAGUAUAACCUUAGUCUCUAAGGCAUUUCAAAAUGAAGCCAGUGGUGGUGAAAGCCUUCUACUUUAGUGCAGCUGUAGGUGUAGCCUAUGGUGGUUAUAAAUUUGGUACCAAAUUACGCGAUGAUACGGAUAAACGACGAGCCAUGUUUGCGGAUCCUAGUCCAAGUAAUACUAGCACGAAUUUAGAUGAGGAUAUAGAAAAGAUAAGAGAAGAAAUAAGAGUACUAGAGCAGGAACGCUUGAAAAUACAACUCGCUCAAAAGAAGGAAAAUGCAACAUAGCGUAGCAUAGCCGAUGGAUAUAAAACUUUUGGAACGAAAAAAAAAAAAAGAAAAAAAAAGGGCAACGAAUUUAAAAGAUAGGCAAUCAUUAGCAUCCAAACAUAUAAGCUUUUCAUCGUCAUUCAUCCAAUUUUCUUCUCGUCCAAUACGGCAAUGAUUGACUCUGUGAGUAGAUCGGUAUUUUGGGUUAGAGCUUGACUUCAGAUCAGAAUCAGAACAUAAUAUCUACAAUCUGGUUUUUCUUUUAAAAUAAUAAAUGCACAAUUUAAGCAGCAAUGAAACGCAAAGACAAACCACAACUAAAGAAAGACACACACAGCUUUCAAAGAUGUAAAAAGCGUUAGACUUUUUGUAGAUCAGCAACAAUGAUCAAUUAUAGGAACAUGGGGCGGUAAAUGAAUCGUUGGUUUUCUUUGAUAACUUUAGGCAUCGUAUGUUUGAAAUAAAGCUUUAUGGUUUUUUAUGACAAAAAA
This is a messenger RNA of Mycotypha africana, 820 nucleotides long. RefSeq lists its product as uncharacterized. The transcript has a single exon. Lineage: Eukaryota; Fungi; Mucoromycota; Mucoromycetes; Mucorales; Mycotyphaceae. Bases 99 to 347 code for a protein of 82 amino acids. The record is from RefSeq and is a predicted model, not a curated record.